CGGGUAAAUAACUACAUCCUGUUUAUUGCCGAACCUGUCGCCAUGGGUGCGCGAGUCUGGAUCCUUGUCGGGAGAUGUCCGACCCACGCCUGUCGGUGAUGUGCUCCAGUGCGGCGUUGACGACUUUAACCAAGCAUUUUCCGAGGUUUCGUCGAAUACGGCCAUGAUAAAUACUAAUUGGUAGAGAACAUGAUGUCCUGUACCCGAUAUUUUCGUCCAGUACUGUUGCAAGUCCAAACACGACUUCAGACUCAUACGCCAUGUCAACGCCGUCGGUUCGCCGUUGGUACCACUGGUUUGCACCGACUGAUAGCCCCGAGGAGAGAAAGCUAAUCCUCAAACUCGACUUCCUCAUCGUACCCUAUGCUUUCAUCAUCUAUUGGGUCAAGUACAUUGACCAGAUCAACAUCAAUAAUGCUUACGUUUCUGGAAUGGCCGAUGAGCUCGGCUUCCACGGCAAUGAGCUCGUCCAAUUUCAGACCAUCUUUGUCGUCGGCAAUGUAGUCGGUCUUUUGCCAUUCAUCUACCUGUUCCCAAGGGUCCCGAUGCAUGUGCUUGUUCCGACCCUAGACCUCGGCUGGGGACUGUUUACUUUGCUACAAUACCGCGCUCAGAGCUACGCGGAAAUCAUGGCAUAUCGGUUCAUGGUUGCCAUCUUCGAAGCCUCAUACUUCCCAGGCGUUCACUUCGUCCUUGGUUCAUGGUAUCGAAGCGACGAGAUCGGCCGAAGAGGCGGCAUAUUCUACAUCGGAUUGACCCUCGGCACCUUGACAGCAUCCCUACUACAAGCCGCAGCCGUCACCUACCUCGACGGAACCCACGGCCUAGCAGGCUGGCGCUGGCUCUUCAUCAUCAACGCAAUCAUCACACUGCCCCUCGCGGUCAUCGGGUACUUCGUCUGGCCCGGCACGCCCGCAAAGCCGAACAAGCUGCUCAUGAAGGAGUCUGAACUCAACCUGGCACGCUCGCGUCUGGAAAAGGCCGGCGCGUCAGUCGAGAGCACACCCUUCUCCCUGAGCCUCUUGAAGCGCGUCUUCACGAACUGGCGGUUCUAUGUCUUGAUCAUCUGGGAUAUACUCUUCUUCAACACCAGUGCAAAUAGCGCUGCCUUCUUGUUGUGGAUUAAAAGUCUUGGUAGAUACAGUACCGCACAGAUGAACAACCUGGCUGCGCUCAGCCCUGGGCUAGGAAUUUUCUUCGUAUUGUUCAUCAACUUUAGCGCGGACUUGUGGAUUGGGCGGCCAGCUGCAAUUACCCUGGCGUCGGCGAUCAACUUUUCAGGACUGGUCAUAUUGGCUGUUUGGAACGUGCCGGAAGCCGCAAAGUGGUAUGCGUUCAGCACAACGUACUCGGCGGUUGCAGUCUCCUCGGUGCUGUACGGAUGGGCCAACAUCAUUCUCAAACACAACAUUGAAGAGAGAGCUUUGACCUUGAUCCUCAUGACGGCCAUCGCUACCUCUACCAACGCGUGGAUCCCGCUGUUUGUAUACCCGACUGUUGAAGCCCCGAGGUUUCCCAAGGGCUAUGUGUACUCUGCCGUCAUGGUUGUGUUGUUGGUCAUCAUGACGCAGGUUGUGAGGCUGUUGUUGGGUUCUCAUGGGGAGAAGAGGAUCCGCAAAGCCCAGGACAGUGAUAGCACUGCGGAUUCUAGCGAAGGGCAGCAAUCAACGCGGUACGAGACGUCUGACCCGAAAGGACCUACUCCUGUAGUUGCGGCAGUUUGAUGGCGUCCUCAUAGUGAGAUGAGAGGGGUGUCAGCGUUUGUGAAUGCUCCGAUCGAGUCAACUUGCUUGAACAGUCUUCGUUCACGGCAGUACGAGACCAGGGCACAAACGCAAGGGACACAGUACUUCAGAAUUCGUCGUGGCUUAAGUCCGUUGAUAGUUGCAGAUUGAAUUUCGAUUGCAUUCUGAAAUCAGACUUGAAGCUCAAGUUACGU
This is a messenger RNA of Colletotrichum acutatum, 1939 nucleotides long. Its product is annotated as major facilitator superfamily domain-containing protein. Lineage: Eukaryota; Fungi; Ascomycota; Sordariomycetes; Glomerellales; Glomerellaceae. Gene Ontology annotation, cellular component: membrane. Gene Ontology annotation, biological process: transmembrane transport. Bases 261 to 1724 code for a protein of 487 amino acids. The record is from RefSeq and is a predicted model, not a curated record. Gene Ontology annotation, molecular function: transmembrane transporter activity. The transcript is spliced from 5 exons.